Molecule: messenger RNA, 1788 nt
Organism: Closterium sp. Naga37s-1
Lineage: Eukaryota; Viridiplantae; Streptophyta; Zygnematophyceae; Desmidiales; Closteriaceae
Source: the annotation of a GenBank genome assembly
AUGGCGUCCCUAGAUUCCAUCCCUGGCCACCUGAGCGACACAGCGGCUCAGGCGGGCGGGAAGGCGAUUCUCGUGCAAUUCGUGAUCUACGAUCUCCCGGGCCGCGACUGCAAGGCGUGGUCGUCCAACGAGGAGAUUCCCAAGGGCGGCUUCGACACGUACAAGACCAAGUACAUCAACGUUGCCAUGGCGUGCCUUCAAAAGAAGGCGGCGAACGUGCGCCUGUCGCUCGUGAUCGAGCCCGACUCGCUGCCCAACAUCGCGACAAACAUGGGGACGAAUCGGUGUGACGCGACGACAGACAAGGAGUACACGGAGGGCGUCGCACAUGCCAUCGCGGAGCUCUCGCAGAUCCCCGACACCACGCUCUAUCUCGACUCGGGCUUUCGCGGCUGGCUCGGGUGGCCGGAGGGGAUGAAGCGCGUGGUGGCGGUGUACAAGAAGAUCCUUGCGCGCGCGCGGCAGAUCCGCACGAACACCAAGAUUCGCGGCUUCGCGUCCAAUGUGGCCAACUACAGCCCGCUCUUCGCCUCCGGCUGCCCGACGUUGGGGAAAUGCCCACUCGCGAAGAACCUGAGCACGGGCGAGAUGUGCUACGACUGGAACCCGUGCAUCGACGAGAACCGCUUCACGGCGCGCAUGAAUGCGUACCUGGCAGCCGCGGAACUGCCCACCAGGUGGAUCGUUGACACGAGUAGGUCCGGCCGUGCUGGCAUUCGGAACCGCUGGGGGUCGUGGUGCAACGUGAAGGGCACGGGGAUCGGACAGCGCCCCGAGGCGGAUCCCGCUAAUGCUCCGCAAGUUGAUGCUCUGGUUUGGAUCAAGCCACCUGGGGAGAGCGAUGGCCAUUCAACAAAGUUUCUGGGCAUUUUCCCUGUGGAUCGCGAGUGCAACCUCGAUGAUGCACUGGGCCUGGACGCCCUACCGAGCGCGCCCCGCGCUGGGCAGUGGUUCCAGACGCAAUUCACCGCGCUGGUCCGCUACGCCAACCCGCCCAUGCCUGCUGGAAAGGUGGACCCGCCCACGCCUACCGAUCCGUGCAUGACCGACCCGAAAACGAACCCUGCGUGCGAUCCGUUCUGGGAGGACUUGGCUGUCAAGUACUCCCCGCAGUACAAGUUCCACCCCGAUGAGACCAUCUGGCCAAUUACGAUUGACGAGUACCUCACGCACGUGUAUGACUCCAUGGGUUCGUAUUUUGUGGGAGAUACGGAGCAUCAGAACUUUGUCAACUCCCUUGCUGGGGAUUACAACCACAUCACGGACCUGGUGGCAAUUGAAAUCCGCUUCUCAAAGACCGGCCAGCCGCAGCGCAUUUGGUACGCACAGCACGGUGGCAGCCCCAUGUGGGCGUGGGACACGGGAGCUGACUGGGCCGACCCCAAGCCAAAGGAGUUCGCUACGGUGAUGGGAACGCAUCCCAUUGUCCCUCUUGUUCCCCCCCUCCUUCCUGCCUCUCCAUCUGUCCUGAUCUGCCCACCACCACCACUGCCAUCAGCAGCAGGAAGCAGUGCUGCUCCCGCUCGUGCUGCUCCCGCUCGUGCUGCUCCCGCUCGUGCUGCUCCCGCUCGUACUGCUCCCACUCGUGCUGCUCCCUCUCGUGCUGCUCCCGCUCGUGCUGCUACCACUCAUGCUGCUACCACUCUCGCUGCUCCUCCCUCGUCGCCCGCCGCUGCUCCUCGCUCAACCCCGACCCACCCGCACGUGCACCUGGCACAGCUGAUGGCGCGCGUGGGGAUGGGUGGAGCGGGGAGCAGGGGUGAAAACAGGCGGAGAGGCACAGAGUGA